AUGGGGAGUUCUUCCAACGUACGGGUUGCCAUCAUUGGCGCGGGCAUCGCCGGCCUCGCUGCCGCCAUUGCGCUCAAGGACAACCCCUCCAUCGAGGUGCAGGUAUACGAGCGGGCUCCUGAACUCAGAGAAAUAGGGGCGUCAAUAGCGCUCGGGCCCAAUGGUAUGAGGACCCUCGACAGACUGCGCGUCUAUAACGCUCUGCACGACUCGGUGGCAUUCCGCAACAAGUCCGGGCUGCCCAUGAUAUAUCGUCACUACAAGACCAAUGAGGUAGUCUCUGUCGACAAGCACAAAGGUGCCGUCUCCCAACGACACCAGACCGCUCGCUACUAUAGGGUUCACCUCCAAGCUGCCCUUGCCGAGCACAUCCCAGCAACCCAGAUUCACUUCUCCAAGGCGUUCCAAUCCGUCUCCUUUGACGCUGGAACCCAGAGCCUCCGGAUCCGCUUCGCCGACGGCUCAACGGCCGAGGCGGAUGUCCUCCUAGGUGCCGACGGCAUCCACUCGGCCGUGCGGCGGCACUUCGUGCCGUCCUCGCAGACCCGAUGGACGGGCUGGACUACCUUUCGCUCCGUCUUCCCCGUGGAUCCACACCUGGCACACAUCGCGGACCUCCCGGACGAGGCCGUGCACAUUUGGGGCCCCGACCGCACCCUGUUCCUCAGCCACCUCGGCCGCGGGCUCUUCACCGUCGUCGGCUCCACGCAAUCGGACCCCCAGGCGCCCAGUGCCCCGUACCAGGACGCAACGUGGAACGAGGAGGGCGAUGUAGCGGUGUUGAGAGGGUUUUAUAAGGAGUGGAGCCCCCUCGUGAGACAGAUCGUAGAUGCGGUGCCAUUUACGAGGGUCUACCCGAAUGCGACGGCGCAUGCGCUGGACUCGUGGGCCUUAGGUGGAGGGCAGGCCGACGACAGAGACGAAGGCUCUGGAUCAGGUGCGAGAACGAGCAGUGGGAAGAGGGUCACGUUGGCUGGAGAUGCGGCACACGCACACGGCGGGGCCUUUGCGGCCGGCGGAAGUCUAGCACUGGAUGACGCGUGGGCAUUCGCGAUGGCCAUCAAGCACGCCUUCCCUGCGCACCAACUGCAAGCGAGAGACCGGGGAUCCGUGGGGGAGAACAUCGAGAGAGCUUUGCGGCUAUACGAGCGGACGAGGAAGGGACAUACGGACCGUGUUAUGCGCGUCGUGGCUCAGAACAACGCCAAGACCGUCGACAGGCACAGGGAGGCGGGUGGCGGGUGGCGCGAGACGGACGACGAGCUGAGGGUUAGGAUGCAGAAUCGAGCAGACACCAGCUGGAUCCAUGAGCAUGAUGUCGUGGAGGCCUUUGCGGAGGCGCUGGCGGACGAGGAUCCCUCACAGGGAGAACUGCAAGCGCAGCUAUGA
Neoarthrinium moseri is the source of this 1389-nucleotide messenger RNA. RefSeq lists its product as uncharacterized. Gene Ontology annotation, molecular function: FAD binding. Lineage: Eukaryota; Fungi; Ascomycota; Sordariomycetes; Amphisphaeriales; Apiosporaceae. Gene Ontology annotation, biological process: secondary metabolite biosynthetic process. Bases 1 to 1389 code for a protein of 462 amino acids. The transcript has 2 exons. The record is from RefSeq and is a predicted model, not a curated record.